UAACCAUUUACCACUUUGCCCAGAGCAUCAAAAUGCUCGAUCUGGCCCAGCAGAAAACUCUGGAUGAAUGGUACCCGUCCACCCCCUUUUCCAAACCCAUCACCACCAAGGUUAAGUCGGUAGCCCAUUCUCCAAGAAUCUUUUGUGAACUGUACAUAGGUGCAGUUACAUGUGAAGUCCGCUAGAUGGCAGCAAAAAGGCCAGAAGUUCUUCAGCCUACUGAGCCUGAAGUAAGAAAAGGAAGUGGACACUCGUAGAAUCAAAACAUGAGUAGGAAACACACAAACAGAAAGCGUGACAAAUGCAGUAUAGCAGCAAACCUGGAUAAGGCCAGCCUGGUGGUCACAGGAUGCUGCAUUGAGAUGUGCCCAGAGAGUGAACGCUGCGAGCGUCAGCGGCAAAAGAGAUUGCAUCGCUUUGAGAUUCUAGUGGGCACUGAAAAACACAAACUCCCUAUCGCUGACCCUAACCGCACCGUGAAAGAGUAUUCAAGACCUGCAGCAGGGAAGGUCCUCUCCUGUGCUGAUGUGCUACGACCUGCUGAUGUCUUAAUGAAGACAGUCCGCUUUCUGAUAGAUGAUAUCGCCUUGUCUGAAAUGGAUGCACCUUGGACAGAGGUAUACGAUUUUGUAUUUGACCGUCUUCGCAGUGUACGGCAGGACAUGACAAUCCAGAGAAUGGGUGGCAAACCAUGUGUGGCUAUCUUGGAGCUUUCCCUGCGCUUUCUCAUAUAUACCUCCUACAAGCUGUGUGAAGAACCGGUCCAACAUUUUGAGCCCCAAAUUAAUGAUACCCAUGUCCAGGAGUGCUUCAACUGGCUUUUAGGAAGUUAUAAGCUUGGCACCCAUCCGAAUGAGCCUGAAUUCCAGUCUCUUGCUCUUCUUUACAAUCUUGGCUCGGCCAAGGCCCUCAGUUAUGCUUUGCAGCUUCCUGAAGGGGUGAGACAUGCUGCUCCCGUUCAGUUGGCAUUUUCCAUAAACCGGGCCUUCCAAGAGAGAAACUUUGUUCGUUUUUUCCGUCUUGUGCGAAAGUUGCCUUAUCUACAAUCCUGUGCCAUUCAUCGCCACCUUGGCUGUUGCCACCGAGAACUUCUGCGUCUCUAUAGCCAAGCCUACAGCAGUAAAAACUGCAGGUAUCCCAUAGAGUUACUUACUGAAAUUUUUGCUCUAGACAGUACACUGGAAGCUACAGAACUUUGCCAACGUCACGGCUUGGUUGUGUGUGGUGACUUUGUUGUUUUUUCAAAAAUGUCCUUCAUAGACCAGGGAGAUGUGACCAGUAGGCACACUUAUAAACUUGUGGACAGCAAGUUGAGAGAACAGACCAUAGCGGAUGUGCUCCAUGGACUUCCUUGGCGUCUAUGUACUGAUAAAAAGGCAGAGUCAUUAGCUAUAACUGAUACUGGAAAAAGAAAUUAAUCUUACUAACCUGUAAUCACAAAUAUAUAUUUUUAUAUUAUGAAAUAAAAAAUGAUAUUUAUUUAUUAUGA
Erpetoichthys calabaricus (reedfish) is the source of this 1489-nucleotide messenger RNA. It is a transcript of the gene sac3d1, whose product is annotated as SAC3 domain containing 1. Gene Ontology annotation, biological process: centrosome duplication; spindle assembly. The record is from RefSeq and is a predicted model, not a curated record. Bases 267 to 1418 code for a protein of 383 amino acids. NCBI's taxonomy places the organism in Eukaryota, Metazoa, Chordata, Cladistia, Polypteriformes, Polypteridae. Gene Ontology annotation, cellular component: nucleus; centrosome; spindle. The transcript is spliced from 4 exons.